UUUCAAGUUUAAAAAUUGUAGAUUAAAGACAUGAGUACUUUCAGAUUAUUGAUCACAGGUUUUUUAAUCAUUUACAUAGCUGGAAAAGUAGAAGGAGAUUUUUUUAAGAAAACCUUUGGAAAAUUUGGCAGUAUUAUUGGCAUGAGCAAACCGAGCGAUAGUGGAAGUGAUGAACAAAAUGAACCUGUAACUGUGGGCUAUCAAAUUGGAAGUUUAUUCAUUAAACCAGCUCUUGAAUAUAUUUUUGAAAAGAAGGAUUCUUUAGAGACAACAACACCUUAUGCCUAUGCAAACUUUGCAUAUUCACCUGGAUAUUAUAAAGACUCUCUUGUGACAUGUUCUCAUGAUGCAUUGACUGGCGAAACUAUAUCGUUGACAUGCAUGAGAGAAAAUAUGAAGAUUCCAUGCAAUGACACACUAUUUGCAAAAGACAUUGUAAAGAUAAAUUGCAAAACGGGUUAUGAAUAUCCUUCCCACAGUAUGGUAUCAACUGAAAUUGAAUGUACAGGAAAUGGUAAAUGGAGCGGAAUGAUAUAUGAAUGUCAACCAGUGUGUGGAAAAUUGACGAAAAAAUCCAAAGCUUUAAUCAUUCAUGGAGAAGAAACAGAUGUCACAGAAUUUCCAUGGAAUGUUGCUAUUUACACCAAUAAUAUACUUAUUUGUGGUGGAAAUAUCAUUAGUGAACGAGUGGUUCUUUCUGCGGCUCAUUGUUUUACACGAGAAAUGCCAUCCGGAAUAGUGCAAGUUUCCCUAGAUUCAUUCACUGUUGUAGCUGGAAAGUAUUUUCGUGAUAAAAAAACUCCUGAAAAAUUUCCAACUCAGGAAUUAACAAUCAAAAAAAUUAAAAUUCAUGAUGCUUAUUUUGGAUAUUCUGGAAAUUAUGAUGCAGACAUUGCUAUUGUGUCACUUAAUGAUAAAAUAAUUUAUAAACCUCAUAUCGGACCUGUAUGUUUGAACUUUGAUCUUAAAACAAUUGCUGAAAAGCAGAUUCCAAUGUCAGGAACAAUGGGUCUAGUUGCAGGAUAUGGAUACACAGAGGCCGAUGCGAGUCCAAGCGAUAGAUUGAAAAAGAUUAGCUUGCCAAUAGUUGAUAUUAGGCAGUGCAAAUCAGAAGCUCCAGAAAAUUUUAAACCAUUCGUCACGAGUGACAAGUUUUGUGCAGGAUAUACCGAUGGACGUGGUGCUGUAUGUAAAGGUGAUUCUGGUGCUGGUUAUGUAGUUCCAAAAACCGUUGAUGAUGAAAAUGUUUAUCAUAUUCACGGGAUAGUCAGUAAUACCCGAUCAGUAGAUGGUGGAUGCGAUGUUCAUUUCUAUACAAUGUUUACACAUAUUCAAAAUUACAUAGAUAUGAUUAAAGAGGAAGUGAGAAUAACAAAAACAUAAUAAAACCACCUCUUAAGGUCAAAUAACUUUUU
This is a messenger RNA of Chironomus riparius, 1415 nucleotides long. Lineage: Eukaryota; Metazoa; Arthropoda; Insecta; Diptera; Chironomidae. The record is from the annotation of a GenBank genome assembly.